Messenger RNA from Trichoplusia ni (cabbage looper), 1186 nucleotides. RefSeq names its product zinc finger protein 830. Lineage: Eukaryota; Metazoa; Arthropoda; Insecta; Lepidoptera; Noctuidae. The transcript is spliced from 4 exons. Gene Ontology annotation, biological process: mitotic DNA replication checkpoint signaling; mitotic DNA damage checkpoint signaling; nuclear DNA replication. Gene Ontology annotation, molecular function: nucleic acid binding; zinc ion binding. The coding region runs from base 275 to 1150 and encodes 291 amino acids. Gene Ontology annotation, cellular component: spliceosomal complex; nucleus. The record is from RefSeq and is a predicted model, not a curated record.
CAGUUAUGUCACAAAUGUCAGGCAUGCAUAUGUCAAACAAGUGUCUUGGCCUAGCUGUUUUCAGCGAAUUUUCUGUUGCGAACAUCUAAACUGAAUGUAAAUUCAUAAAAUUAUUCUUAAAAUAGAUUUAAGGAAUAGUACUGGAGAUAUAUUAUUUGUGUGUCCUUCAAGUCCCUACUUGAAGUUGACAAUAACGGAGUCCUUCUAAAGUGCGAGAAACCUGAGCAGAGUUUUGUCAACAUUGAUUAUUCGUGCGCCAACCAAUACGAUAAACAUGUCUCUUCGAUUGCAAAUGGAGAAGCAGAAAGCACAGGAGGAGAUGCGACGCCUUAUGGCUGAAAGGAAAAAGAAGAACAUAAAACCAACAAAGAUAGAUAACCCUCUUGCUAAAUACAACAACACUGGUCAACUGAUGUGUAUACUCUGUAGCUCGGUAGUACGAUCGGAGCAUGUCUGGACAGUACACUUAAAUAGUAAACAACACAGAGAAAAUGUAGAAAAGGCAAAGAAACUGAAAGAAUUAACAAACAACUUCACAGUUGGUAAGGUCAGGCACAAAAGUCCACCGAAAGAUGCUCCACCUCCAAAGAAGUUGAAAAGUAUAUUGAAGAAUGCAGCUGAUGUACCUGUUGUGCCUAAAGAGGUCAAGAAUAAAGCUCCACAAGUCAUUACAUUUCACAAUGAAGAAAUCAAAAGGGCACCGUUAAGUCCUGCAACUACACCUGCUGUUGAAGAACUACCUGCGACAAGUACAGCUGAAGCGGAAGCAGAACAAGCCCCAGACCAGCCAAUACCAGAAGGUUUCUUCGAUGACCCCAUUUUAGAUGCCAAGGUACGAAAUAUCGAAUACAAAGAUCCUAUCGAAGAAGAAUGGGACAAAUUCCAAAAGGAAAUAAAAGAAGAGGCAACCGCGUCAGCAGAAAUCAUUGCUGGCGAGCAGGAAGAAGCUACGGCGGAAAGACAGAUCGAUGAAAUUGAUGAACAAAUAAGAAUUUGGUCAAAGGUGUUGGAUCUGGAAUUAAAAAAAGAUGAAACCAAAAAGAACAAACAAGAUAUGGAGCAAAUGAGUGAAGAAGAAAAUGGUGAAUCAGAAAACGAUGAAGACAUUGAUGAGUAUCUCGAUUGGCGAGCAAAAAAAUCAUAUUCUUGAAUUAGCUUAAUAAUAAAGAGUAUUUUAUAAAGAUCA